AUGAAUAAGGUAAGGAAGAAACACAUACACUGCGUUGUGCGUCAUCCACACCUGCAUUGUGCAUUAUAGUAACUGUCGCGCUGUCUUGGGUUUCACCUCAACCUCCAAAGACAGUGUUCAUCAAACCUCAUCUGUGUCAGUUUCCAACACAGGUUACACCUACACCUCCAUCACUAAACCUUGGCCCGUGUGGGUAUUUUACUUUAACUCCUUACUUUCCUGCCAUUAAUUGAACAGGACUUCCUGGUCUGGGGCCGUCUAGUGUUUAAUGUAUUAAUCUGCAUUUUGAUUUCACAUGAAUCAUUAUCACAGAUUCUAACUACGAUGUCUCCUUUCCCCAGAUACUACUACUGAUCGUUGUUUUCUAUGUGUUUUUCCCCCCCAGUAGUACUACGGUAGUGUUUUCGCCCCAUUAGUAUACUGGAUAUUGUUUUUUUCCCGAGUAGUACUACUAAAUAUACUACUGUGUGUCUUCCUCCGUAGUACUAGUAUGACUACUAAUAAGUGUUUUUCUUCCCGUAUGUUCUACUAGGAUAGUGUUUUCCCCAGUAGUACUACUAAGAAUAUGUUUUCUCCGUCAUUAACUACUAGGUAUAAGUGUUUUUUCUUCAGUAGAACUACUAAGAAUAGUGUUUUCCUCCGUAGUACUACUACUUCUACCGGACUAAGUGUUUUUCCUGUUUUCCUUCUUUCUGUUUUUUCUUUCUGUUUCCUCUCAUUCGUAAACUCUGACUAAGAUACUGUUUUCCUCGUUUUCCCAAACAUCUUUUUUCUCCAGUGUACUCCUAGGAUAGUGGGUUUCCCCAGUAGUACACUGAGGAUAGUGUUUUUUCCCCAUAAGUACUGAACCCAGGAGUGUGUUUUUCUUCAUUAGGUACGUACCACUAACCAGGAUAGUGUUUUCUCGCAGUAGUCUGACUAAUGAUAGUGUUUUUUCCCUCCUUGUUUGUCCCCGUUAGUAAUACUAGGAUAGUGUUUUCCCCCAUUAGUACUACUAUGAGGGUGUUUUCUUAGUAGUACUACCAGGAUAGUGUUUUCCCCAGGUAGUACUACGAGGAUAAAUUGUUUCCCCAUAGUACUACUGAGGGAUAGUGUUUUUCCUCCUUUUUUCUUCCCCAGUAGUACUACUAGAAUAGUGUUUUCCCCAGUAGUACUAACUAGGAUAGUGUUUUCCCCCCCAUUAGUACUUUAACUUAUGAUAAGUGGUUUUCCCCCAAUGUAACUAACUAGGAUAGUGUUUUCCCCCCCGUAGUACACUAUUAUACGUGUUUUCCCCCUCCCCCCAAACCACAACACAACAUACCCGACCUCACCAAGCCAUGAUGAUCUUGUGUAUGUUUCAGUCUGUCAACAGAGCAAUCCUAUAUUCCUCUAUCUUCUCCUCCUUGUCUUCCAGGGCUCUCCCUCUCCUCUCCCUCUCCUCUCCUCUUCCUCCUCGCUCUUCUCUCCUCCUUCUCCUCCCCCCUCGCUUCGUGAAGUUGGGGGUCAUUAAUGACUGGUAAUCGUACAUAUUUAUAUCAUUUCAAAAAAUCAAAGUUUUGAUGGCUGCAAGGGGAAUUCCUUGCAAAGAAGUAUUUUCUCAAUACUUAACUUUUUUCCCGUCCAGAAUCCCCUGACGCCUGUCCUUCCUCGAAGAUGUGUGAGUGAAUAUAACUUAGUUUUAAAUAUGAUUAAUCAUGUCUUAAUGUUGGGAUCAAAAGUCUAAUUCUCCUCCAAAUUUCUCCUCGCCCCGCUCUUCUCCUUUCUCUCCCAGACCCCUACACAUCCAGACUCUUAUCUCCCCCCCCCCCUAACCACAAGACAAAGGCACCCCCCUCUUCUCUCCACAUCUCAUACUCGGGCUUCCUCGUAACGCUUCUCUUCGUCUUCUCGCCUUCCUCCCCCUCAAGACGUAUCGUCUCCGUCCCAUCUCUCCUUCUCUCUCUAUUUUCUCUCCUCUGCUCUCGAGGAAACGAAGCGAGCAAGCUCUCUCUCCCCUCUCGCUCUCCUCUCUCCCUCCUCUCCCUCUCUCAUCUGCUCCCAAAAAAAAAAAAACCAAACCGUCCUCUCUCGCCUCGCUCUCUCUCUCAUCCCGCCCGUGCGUGUUCCUUCUGAUGCGGGGGGUUAUACCUGGUUGGCUUCUGUUUUUCCCCCGCCCACAGACCAUCUCUCUAAGCAAAAAGCCUCCGCCCCUUCCCAGCCCCCCCCCCCGGCCUCUUCGUCCUCGGAGCGUCCCCUGAACACCCAGCCGAGACAUAGAGGUGAUGAGAGCAUAACACUAAUGUCACUCACACCCCAUACGUUCAAACUCUGUGUACACGCGCAUACAGUCCACUCUUAAAAUAUUUGUAUCUCUCUCACCCCCUCUCCUUCUCCUCCCCCUCCCUCUCGCUCUCUCCCUCUCUCUCUCUCCUCCUCCCGCUCUCUCCUCCUCACCCCUCUCCCUCAGUCUCUCUCCUACCCCCCCCUUCAUCUCUCUCCCCCCCCUCCAUCCUCUCUGUCGCCUCCGUCUACCUCCUCUCUCUCCCCCCCCUCUCGUAUCUCCUCCCCCCUCAUUCUCUUCUUCUCCAUCCGUCGCCUUCUCCGGCCCUGCUCCAUCAUUCCUCUCAGCCGUUCGUCGUAAUCUCUCUCUCCUCCCCGACCAGCCCUCCCUCACUCUCAUAAGAAGUGCGGGUUACCGUCCCUCCGUCCCACCCAGUCUCCCUCUCGCGUCCAGAAUCGCCCCCCGUCCCGUGCUCUUAAACCUCUCCCCAGUAUCUACCCCUCCCCCACCAUCCUCUCGUCUCGUCCUCCGGCUAGUUCCUCCUGCGACCUCCCCCCCUCAUCUCUCGUUUCUACUUACAAUCUAAUCUCUUCUCUUCCUCUCGGGCGAAAGGAAAGGCGUAGGAGAGUGAGUAGCGUUGUAGGAAGAGAAAAACUAUAGCGAGGAGCCUCUGACUGGCUCUCUCCUCCACCACCUCUCUCUCUCAGAAUAGCUCUCCUCCCCCUCUUCUCUCUCGCUCUCCUCGCCCCUCUCGCGUGUCGCUCCCUCUCUCUCUCUCCUCUUCAGCUCCUUUGUUCGCCAGCUGGUUGGGGUUUGUUCAGCAUGUCGUCUGUCGUCUGUAUGAGUUUUUCACUCUCAGGAGCUCUCCGCACACACUCAUCUCUCCUGCAGUCUACAGACCUCCUGUGGCCAAGCCGCCCUGUACUAACCCUGUUCUGCGUGCCUGGUGAGAGACACACACACACACACGUACAGACAGAUGCAUGCCCUCUCCUCACACAAACCCACACCGCACACACACACACACACACACACAACACCACAAACACACACACACACACACACAUACACGCAUGCACUCACACACACACAUACACAUACAGACAGAUGCCAUGCACUCACAACACUCACACCACCUACAGAUGCAUACACAACUCUCACCACCACAAGGAAGCAGAUGAUAAUACAAAAGAACAAAGCAAGAAGAGAAAAGUUUGGAGAGAAAGCGGUAAUAAGGACUACAGAAAUUAUAGAAAAUCGUACCCAUAGACGAGAGAGAAUUUAAGCCGCGCUCUCUCUCGCAGAAGUUUCCGCGCGACUCGCGCAUGGCCGCGUGGACGCUGCGCCACGCGCAAGCUCGGCCGCGGGCGCCGCGCGCGCGCGCGCGCGCCGCCGCGAGCGCGCGCGCCUCUAGCGCUGCCGGGCCCGCCGCGCCCUCGCGCCUUGGACCCGCCGCACGAAAUUGUAUUUGACAUCAGUGGGUGGUCCUGGCUGUACAGCUACAAGGUUACACCAUUAGAGAAAUGAUGAAAUGCAUUCAGAGGAAAUCUAAUAUGUUCUAUAAAUGUGUAGAGUAAGUGUUGGUCUAUCUGGUCCAGGUGCAGACUGGUUGUGUGUUCUCUGUAGGACACACACACAUAGUGUUCUCUGUACUGGUCUCUACCAGUCAUAUAAACACAGCUGCACCACAACCAUAGGAGGAGUCCUCCGCAGUUCACUGUGUGUGUGUGUGUGUUUCCUGUCUCACUGCUCCACACCCAUCAUUAAUCUGAGGGCUGAGGCCCUGCUCUUAGGAGGGGGAGGGAGAGACGGAUAUGCUGUUGAAAUGCUGCUGAUAGUCUACAGAUUGUUGACUACAGUCUACCUUGUUGAAAAUGAUGAGAUAUACAGUUGAGAUGCUACUGAAAGGCUAAAGACAUGCUGUUGAAAUGCUGCUGAGAUGGACUACAGACACUUUCUUGUUGAAAGUCAACAGACUUACUGAUACAGUGGGGAGAACAAGUAUUUGAUACACUGCCGAUUUUGCAGGUUUUCCUACUUACAAAGCAUGUAGAGGUCUGUAAUUUUUUAUCAUAGGUACACUUCAACUGUGAGAGACGGAAUCUAAAACAAAAAUCCAGAAAAUCACAUUGUAUGAUUUUUAAGUAAUUCAUUUGCAUUUUAUUGCAUGACAUAAGUAUUUGAUCACCUACCAACCAGUAAGAAUUCCGGCUCUCACAGACCUGUUAGUUUUUCUUUAAGAAGCCCUCCUGUUCUCCACUUAUUACCUGUAUUAACUGCACUUGUUUGAACUCGUUACCUGUAUAAAAGACACCUGUCCACACACUCAAUCAAACAGACUCCAACCUCUCCACAAUGGCCAAGACCAGAGAGCUGUGUAAGGACAUCAGGGAUAAAAUUGUAGACCUGCACAAGGCUGGGAUGGGCUACAGGACAAUAGGCAAGCAGCUUGGUGAGAAGGCAACAACUGUUGGCGCAAUUAUUAGAAAAUGGAAGUUCAAGAUGACGGUCAAUCACCCUCUGUCUGGGGCACCAUGCAAGAUCUCACCUCGUGGGGCAUCAAUGAUCAUGAGGAAGGUGAGGGAUCAGCCCAGAACUACACGGCAGGACCUGGUCAAUGACCUGAAGAGAGCUGGGACCACAGUCUCAAAGAAAACCAUUAGUAACACACUACGCUGUCAUGGAUUAAAAUCCUGCAGCGCAUGCAAGGUCCCCCUGCUCAAGCCAGCGCAUGUCCAGGCCCGUCUGAAGUUUGCCAAUGACCAUCUGGAUGAUCCAGAGGAGGAAUGGGAGAAGGUCAUGUGGUCUGAUGAGACAAAAAUAGAGCUUUUUGGUCUAAACUCCACUCGCCGUGUUUGGAGGAAGAAGAAGGAUGAGUACAACCCCAAGAACACCAUCCCAACCGUGGAAGCAUGGAGGUGGAAACAUCAUUCUUUGGGGAUGCUUUUCUGCAAAGGGGACAGUACGACUGCACCGUAUUGAGGAUGGAUGGGGCCAUGUAUCGCGAGAUCUUGGCCAACAACCUCCUUCCCUCAGUAAGAGCAUUGAAGAUGGGUCGUGGCUGGGUCUUCCAGCAUGACAACGACCCGAAACACACAGCCAGGGCAACUAAGGAGUGGCUCCGUAAGAAGCAUCUCAAGGACCUGGAGUGGCCUAGCCAGUCUCCAGACCUGAACCCAAUAGAAAAUCUUUGGAGGGAGCUGAAAGUCCGUAUUGCCCAGCGACAGCCCCGAAACCUGAAAGAUCUGGAGAAGGUCUGUAUGGAGGAGUGGGCCAAAAUCCCUGCUGCAGUGUGUGCAAACCUGGUCAAGACCUACAGGAAACUUAUGAUCUCUGUAAUUGCAAACAAAGGUUUCUGUACCAAAUAUUAAGUACUGAUUUUCUGAUGUAUCAAAUACUUAUGUCAUGCAAUAAAAUGCAAAUGAAUUACUUAAAAAUCAUACAAUGUGAUUUUCUGGAUUUUUUUUUGUUUGUUUUAGAUUCCGUCUCUCACAGUUGAAGUGUACCUAUGAUAAAAAUUACAGACCUCUACAUGCUUUGUAAGUAGGAAAACCUUCAAAAUCGGCAGUGUAUCAAAUACUUGUUCUCCCCACUGUAUGUUCCUCUCCUCUCCUCUCCUCUCCUCUCCUCUCCUCUCCUCUCCUCUCCUCUCCUCUCCUCUCCUCCAUCUUAUGUAAGAACCCACUUCUUUAUUGUUUUGUUUUUUGGCACAAAGAUCUAUUUUUCUCCCUCCUCUCUCAUUCCCCAUCGUUCAUCCCCUCUAUUUUGUCCCAGUUCUAGUUUUCUCCAGAUGUGGGUAUUUGGCUGCUGGAGCCCUACAGAGAGACAUUUGAAAAAAUAACAAGAGCGACGGGGUGUGUGUGUGUGUGUGUGGUGGGGGGGGGGGAGAGAGAGAGAGAGAGAGAGAGGGAGAGAGAGAGGGAGAGAGAAGGAGAGAGAGAGAGAGAGAGAGAGAGAUAGAGAGAGAGAGAGAGAGAAUUAACAAUGCUAUGUAAUAAAUGGCUGUUGUGAACAUCAAACUUUCAUAGACCAAAAACAACCAUUACGUUAGGAACACUGCACAGCACAUGAUUUAGAGUGAAUUUGGAACUACUUUGCUUGAGUUUUCUUCGACAGCGGGAAAAAUAGGUUUUGAAACCAAAAUGCUUUUGGAACACAGUUUGGAAAUAAAUCCUGUCACUGCUGUUCAUAUUGUAACACAGUUGUUUUCCAUUCAACUCAUUAUAGCAGCGUCAGCGCUCACAUAUAGCAUGUUGUGAGGUACACGUGUACACACACACACACACACACACACACACACACACACACACACACACUGUAGACCUGACUGUGACCCUAGUGUUCUGCUACCACACUUAACUGACACGUGUGUGUGUGUGUAAAAUCCUAUGGGGAGAGGACAUAGAGGUCCAUACAUUGUGAAAGGUUUUUUAAUAGGCAUGUCAGAGGUUUGACCUUCCAGUCUGUUUUCUUAGUUAACGUUUUACAUCACCUACUCACGGUUCUCUAACCUAUGUGUGGAAAAGUGUGUCUAUAUGGUCUCCAUCGCUAACAUGUACAGUGGGGAAAAAAAGUAUUUAGUCAGCCACCAAUUGUGCAAGUUCUCCCACUUAAAAAGAUGAGAGAGGCCUGUAAUUUUCAUCAUAGGUACACGUCAACUAUGACAGACAAAAUGAGAAUUAUUUUUCAAGAAAAUCACAUUGUAGGAAUUUUAAUGAAUUUAUUAGCAAAUUAUGGUGGAAAAUAAGUAUUUGGUCAAUAACAAAAGUUUCUCAAUACUUUGUUAUAUACCCUUUGUUGGCAAUGACACAGGUCAAACGUUUUCUGUAAGUCUUCACAAGGUUUUCACACACUGUUGCUGGUAUUUUGGCCCAUUCCUCCAUGCAGAUCUCCUCUAGAGCAGUGAUGUUUUGGGGCUGUCACUGGGCAACACGGACUUUCAACUCCCUCCAAAGAUUUUCUAUGGGGUUGAGAUCUGGAGACUGGCUAGGCCACUCCAGGACCUUGAAAUGCUUCUUACGAAGCCACUCCUUCGUUGCCCGGGCGGUGUGUUUGGGAUCAUUGUCAUGCUGAAAGACCCAGCCACGUUUCAUCUUCAAUGCCCUUGCUGAUGGAAGGAGGUUUUCACUCAAAAUCUCACGAUACAUGGCCCCAUUCAUUCUUUCCUUUACACGGAUCAGUCGUCCUGGUCCCUUUGCAGAAAAACAGCCCCAAAACAUGAUGUUUCCACCCCCAUGCUUCACAGUAGGUAUGGUGUUCUUUGGAUGCAACUCAGCAUUCUUUGUCCUCCAAACACGACGAGUUGAGUUUUUACCAACAAGUUCUAUUUUGGUUUCAUCUGACCAUAUGACAUUCUCCCAAUCCUCUUCUUGAUCAUCCAAAUGCACUCUAGCAAACUUCAGACGGGCCUGGACAUGUACUGGCUUAAGCAGGGGGACAAGUCUGGCACUGCAGGAUUUGAGUCCCUGGCGGCGUUGUGUGUUACUGAUGGUAGGCUUUGUUACUUUGGUCCCAGCUCUCUGCAGGUCAUUCACUAGGUCCCCCCGUGUGGUUCUGGGAUUUUUGCUCACCGUUCUUGUGAUCAUUUUGACCCCACGGGGUGAGAUCUUGCGUGGAGCCCCAGAUCGAGGGAGAUUAUCAGUGGUCUUGUAUGUCUUCCAUUUCCUAAUAAUUGCUCCCACAGUUGAUUUCUUCAAACCAAGCUGCUUACUUAUUGCAGAUUCAGUCUUCCCAGCCUGGUGCAGGUCUACAAUUUUGUUUCUGGUGUCCUUUGACAGCUCUUUGGUCUUGGCCAUAGUGGAGUUUUGAGUGUGACUGUUUGAGGUUGUGGACAGGUGUCUUUUAUACUGAUAACAAGUUCAAAAAGGUGCCAUUAAUACAGGUAACGAGUGGAGGACAGAGGAGCCUCUUAAAGAAUAAGUUACAGGUCUGUGAGAGCCAGAAAUCUUGCUUGUUUGUAGGUGACCAAAUACUUAUUUUCCACCAUAAUUUGCAAAUAAAUUCAUUAAAAAUCCUACAAUGUGAUUUUCUGGAUUUUUUUUCUCUCAAUUUGUCUGUCAUAGUUGACGUGUACUUAUGAUGAAAAUUACAGGCCUCUCUCAUCUUUUUAAGUGGGAGAACUUGCACAACUGGUGGCUGACUAAAUACUUUUUUCCCCCACUGUAUGUGUGUGUGUUCUCUAAACAUGUGUGUGUGUGGUCUCUAUAAUGUGUGUGUCUGUAACGUGUGUGUGUGUGUGGUCCCUACAACCUACAGGGAGCGUGGUGUAUGGCUGGGUCUCAGUGACGUCGACUCUCCAGGCUCGCUGCGCUGGGUGGACGGCUCGGAGGCGCGGGAUGGCGAGGGCGGAGGGAGAGACCGGGCUACGCUGGUUCGGGGGAAAGUGUGUGUGUCACUAGACCAUACAGCUCUGCCCAGCUCACACCCCUGCAGCACAAAACGGGCCUACGCCUGCCAGUACCGCCCCCAAGGUAGGAGACUGUACACACACAGAGAGAGGGAGGGGCUUACUUAGCGGGGCCACUCUACCAGAUGUGGAUCUUUUGUUAUUUACUCUUCCUUUACAGCAGCUGCAGACCCCCCCCCCCCCCCCCCCCCCGUAUGAAAAAGUUUGGGCACCCUCCUCUGAUGAGUGGCAACAUGGGGGCCUCAAAACAACUCUCAAAUGACCUGAAAACAAAGAUUGUUCAACAUUAUGGUUUAGGGGAAGGCUACAAAAAGCUAUCGCAGAGAUGUCAGCUAUCAGUGUCCACUGUGAGGAACAUAGUGAGGAAAUGGAAGACCACAGGCACAGUUCUUGUUAAGGUCAGAAGUGGCAGGCCAAGUAAACUAUCGGAAAGGCAAAGGAUGGUGAGAACGGUCAAAAACAGCCCACAGAACACCUCCAAAGACCUACAACAUCAUCUUGCUCCAGAUGGUGUAACUGUGCAUCGUUCAACAAUUCAGCGCACUUUGCACAAGGAGAAGCUGUACGGGAGAGUGAUGCGGAAGAAGCCUUUUCUGCACACACGCCACAAACAGAGUCGCUUGAGGUAUGCAAACGCACAUUUGGACAAGCCAGCUUCAUUUUGGAAUAAGGUGCUGUGGACUGAUGAAACAAAGAUUUAGUUAUUUGGUCAUAACAAGGGGCGUUAUGCAUGGCGGCAAAAGAACACAGCGUUCCAAGAAAAACACUUGCUACCCACAGUAAAAUGUGGUGGGGGUUCCAUCAUGCGGUGGGGUUGUGUGGCCAGUGCCGGUACUGGGAAUCUUGUUAAAGUUGAGGGUCGCAUGGAUUCCACUCAAUAUCAGCAGAUUCUUGGGAAUAAUGUUGAAGAAUCAGUCACAAAGUUGAAGUUACGCCGGGGCUGGAUAUUUCAACAAGACAACGACCCAAAACACUGCUCAAAAUCUACCGGGUAUUUAUGCAGAGGAACAAGUACAAUGUUCUGGAAUGGCCAUCCCAGUCCCCAGACCUGAAUAUCAUUGAGAUCUGUGGGAUGAUUUGAAGCGGGCUGUCCAUGCUCGGCAACCAUCAAACCUAACUGAAGUGGAGAUGUUUUGUAAGGAGGAAUUGUCCAAAAUAUCUUCAUCCAGAAUCCAUUCACUCAUUAGAGGCUAUAGGAAGCGUCUAGAGGCUGUUAUUUUAGCAAAAGGAGGCUCUACUAAAUAUUGAUGUGAUUUUUCUGUUGGGUUGCCCAAAUUUAUGCACCUGUCUAAUUUUGUUUUGAUGCAUAUUGCACAUUUUCUGUUAAUCCAAUAAACCUAAUUUCACUACUGAAAUAUUACUGUGUCCAUCAGUUAUUUGAUAGAUCAAAAUUAAAUUGCUGAUCCAAACACCCAAUUAUUUAUAAAUGGAAAUCAUGGAAAUUGUCAGGGGUGCCCAAACCCACGCGGUGUGAGGCGUUUGUGUAGCCUGUGCGGAGAGGAGAGAACAGGGAUAGGCAGAGGCAUAGUUGACAGGCUGUAGCAGAUGGCUACAAUAAUGCAGAGGAGAUCGGAAUGAAAUGAACUAAACAUCUGGGAAAGGAGAGAGCAGGGCCUCCCUCACCAAAAACUCCCAAAUAUAACUCUCCCAACUUCCACCUCAGAAACUAUAAUUGUUUCACUGAACCACCCGAAUAAAACUCUCCCAACUUCCACUUUAGAAAUUAGAAUUGUUGUAAACUACAGCGGUUCAAUGUUUCAAGGAAUAGAUUCAACUUACUUUAUUCAGCUAGCUAACUAUGACGCCAUAGCUAACUAGCAUGCUAGCAUCCAGUAACACACAGUUUAGCACCAGUACUUGGUUACAACAAACUACCAAUAGUGUGUUAACACACUAAACAGAUAAUUUGUGUCCGUGUCUAGUUCUUUCAUAACGCAGCAAUAAUUAAACGUUGGCUAGCUAGCACAAAGAUAUUGUAUUUAGCUACUACAGUACAGCUAGCUGGUAGUGUUGGCUAGCUAGCAAUGGCUGCUGUGUUGACUUUGUUUGAAAAACGGCGUCGCUGCGAACGAAUGUAGCUGGCUAAAAGGAUAUUGUAUUUAGUUGCUACCGUUGCUAAUAGCUACUCGCCAGCUAGUCCAGGAGGUGAGUUAGCUAGCUAGCUUCGUGCUACACCCGGCACCGCCGAAUACAAAGUAAACCUACAAUAACUACAUACAACAACUACCCACAAACAACCCACGUGCCUAGCUACAAUACCCAAUACAAUCUAAAUACAUAGUUUAAGCCUUACUCGACAAAGCCCAAGCAAUGCAUAAAGCCAAACUUACCCGACGCCAGCUGUCUGGGUGGCAGACAAGACAACUAGGAGAGUGUAUUAUUCAGCAGUAUAACUAGGAUAGUGUUUUAUUCAGCAGUAUAACUAGGAUAGUGUUUUAUUCAGCACUAUAACUAGGAUAGUGUUUUAUUCAGCAAUAUAACUAGGAUAGUGUUUUAUUCAGCAGUAUACUGGGAAGUGUUUUUCGAGUAUAACUAGGAUAUGUAUUAUUACGCAGUAUAACUAGGAUAGUGUUUAUUCACAGUAUAACUGGAUAGUGUUUAUUCACAGUAUAACUAGGAAGUGUUUUUAUUCAGCAGUAUAACUGGAUAGUGUUUUUUUCAGCAUACACUGGAUGGGUUUUUAUUCAGCAUAUACUAGGAAGUUGUUUUAUUCAGCGUAUAACUAGGAUGUGUUUAUUCAGCAGUAUAACUGGGAAGUGUUUUAUCAGCUGUAACUGGGAUAGUGUUUAUUCAGCAGUAUAACUAGGAGGUUUUAUUCAGCAGUAUAACUAGGAUAGUGUUUUAUUCAGCAGUAUAACUAGGAUAGUGUAUUAUUCAGCAGUAUAACUAGGAUAGUGUAUUAUUCAGCAGUAUAACUAGGAUAGUGUUUUAUUCAGCAGUAUAACUAGGAAAGUGUAUUAUUCAGCAGUAUAACUAGGAUAGUGUUUAUUCAGCAGUAUCUGGGAAUUGUUUUUAUUCAGCGUUAACUAGGAUAGGUUAUUUCACCCAGUAUAACUAGGAUAGUGUUUAUUCCUACGGAUGUAAAAGGGUAACAAAGGGCCUACCACUUGCAUUGAUGGUGGAAACCACCUGCUUGUGCUUCCCUGGGGCAUUGGUUACCGUCCUCCAAACGUUUCCAAAAACCCUUCAAAUCAUUGUUCUUUCCAACACAGUUUACACCUCAUCACUAAACCUGCCGUGUGGUUUUACUUUGCCUGCCAUUAAUUGAACAGGGACUUCCUGGUCUGGGGCCUCUAGUGGUUUAAUGUAAUUAAUCUGCAGUUGAUUCACUUGAAGUCAUUAUACAGUCUACUUCCCCAGUAGUACUACUAGGAUAGUGUUUUCCCCAGUAGUACUACAAGGAUAGUGUUUUCCCCAGUAGUACUACUAGGAUAGUGUUUUCCCCAGUAGUACUACUAAUAUACUGUUUUCUCCAGUAGUACUACUAGGAUAGUGUUUUCCCCAGUAGUUCUACUAGGAUAGUGUUUUCCCCAGUAGUACUACUAAAAUACUGUUUUCUUCAGCAGUACUACUAGGAUAGUGUUUUCUUCAGUAGAACUACUAGGAUAGUGUUUUCUCCAGUAGUACUACCAGGAUAGUGUUUUCUCCAGUAGUACUACUAAGAUACUGUUUUCUCCAGUAGUACUACUAGGAUAGUGUUUUCCCCAGUAGUACUACUAGGAUAGUGUUUUCCCCAGUAGUACUACCAGGAUGGUGUUUUCUUCAGUAGUACUACCAGGAUAGUGUUUUCUCCAGUAGUACUACUAGGAUAGUGUUUUCCCCAGUAGUACUACUAGGAUAGUGUUUUCCCCAGUAGUACUACUAGGAUGGUGUUUUCUUCAGUAGUACUACCAGGAUAGUGUUUUCCCCAGUAGUACUACUAGGAUAGUGUUUUCCCCAGUAGUACUACUAGGAUAGUGUUUUCCCCAGUAGUACUACUAGGAUAGUGUUUUCCCCAGUAGUACUACUAGGAUAGUGUUUUCCCCAGUAGUACUACUAUGAUAGUGUUUUCCCCAAUAGUACUACUAGGAUAGUGUUUUCCCCAGUAGUACUACUAGGAUAGUGUUUUCCCCAAAACACACACAUACACACAGCCAUGAUCUUGUGUAUGUUUCAGUUCUGUCAACAGAGAAAUCUAUUCCUCUAUCUUCUCCUCUCUGUCUUCAGGGCUCUCCCUCUCCUCUCCUCUUCUCUCCCCCUCGCUUCUUGAAGUUGGGGUCAUUAUGAUGGGAAUAUGUACAUAUUUUAAUCAUUUCAAAUCAAAGUUUGAUGCUGCAGGGGAAUUCCUUGUUCAAAGAAUAUUUAUCUUCAAUACUUACUGUUCCCUCCCCUGCUCCUGUCUUCCUGAAGAUGUGUGAGUGGAAUAUAACUUAUGUUUUAAUGAUUAAUCAUUCUUUAAUGUUGGGAUCAAAAGUCUAAUUCUCUCUCCCUCUUUCUCCCUCGCUAUCCCCCCCUCUUUCUCUCUCUCACAUUCUCUCUUUCUCCCUCACUAUCUCUCUCCCUCUCUCCUUCUAUCUCUUUUUCUCUCUCUCCCUCCUCUCUCUCUCUCUCUCUCGCUCUCCAGUGCGUGUUCCUGAUGCGGGGGUAUACCUGGUGGGCUUGCCUGUUUUCCCCGCCCACAGACCUCUCUCUAGCCCCGCCCCCACGCCGCUCUCCGCCCCUGAACCACCAGCCAGGAGCAUAGAGGUGAGGAGAGACACACAUAAUGUCACUCACCACAUACUUUCAAACUCUGUGUACACACUCAUACAGUCACUCUUAAAAUAUUUGUAUCUCUCUCCCCCCUCUCUCCUCCCCCUCUCUCUCUCCUCCCCCUCUCUCUCUCUCCUCCCCCCCUCUCUCUCCCCCCCUCCUCUCUCCCCCCCCCCUCUCCCCCCCCUCCUCUCUCUCUCCCCCCCUCCCCCCUCUCUCCUCUCCUCCCCCCUCUCGCUCUCUCUCCUCCCCCCUUUCUCUCUCUCUCUCCUCCCCCCUCUCUCUUUCUCUCCCUCUCUCUCUCUCCUCUUCAGCUCCUGUUGUUCCCAGCGUUGGGGUUUGUUCAGGCAGGUCGUCUGUCGUCUGUAGAGUUCAUCUCUCAGGAGCUCUCCUCACACACUCAGCUUCUCCUGCAGGUCUACAGACCUCACUGUGGCCAGCGCCCUGGACUAACCCUGCUGCUGCCUGGUGAGGAGACACACACACACGUACAGACAGAUGCAUGCCCUCUCACUCACACACACACACACACACACACACACACACACACACACACACACACACACACCACACACACACACACACACACACACACACAUACAGACGCAUGCACUCACACACACACAGACACAUACAGACAGAUGCAUGCACUCACACACUCACACACACAGACAGAUGCAUACACACUCUCACACACACAAGGAAGCAGAUGAGAAUACAAAAGAACAAAGCAGAAGAGAAAAGUUUGGAGAGAAAGGAGGAAGAAGAAACGACAGAAAUAGAAAAUAGGACAAAGAGAGAGAGAGAUGGAGAGAGAGAGAGAUAGCAGAGGGAGAGAGAUAGAGAUGCAGAGAGGAAGAGAUGCAGAGAUGAGAGAGAGAUAGGAGAGAGAUAGAGAGAGAAGAGAGAGAGAGAAGAGAUAUAGUCGAGGAAGAGAUAGAGAUGAGAGAUAGAUGGCAAAUACUAUAUUAUUAAUUACACAGAUAGUGAAUCUGCUUAUUGGGCGAUUGAUAUUCUGCCAAGAACACCAUCUACGCGCACACACACACACACUCCGCUAACACACACACUCCGCUAACACAUACACUCCACUAACACACACACUCCACUAACACACACACUCCGCUAACACACACACUCCGCUAACACACACACUCCGCUAACACACGCACAAUCCCUGAUUGCAAACACUGCUCGUCUCCAAAAUCCCACAACAUCAUCUCUUCCUCUGCUUUCUCAGGCCAGCUCUCUCUACUCUCUCAUCCCAAAUCCUACUCGUCAUUCCUUCCAUCUCUUCCUAUGCUGCUUCUAAGCCCAGCCUCUCUCUCUCUCUCUCCUCCCAUCCUCUCAUCUCUCUCCAUUCCUCAUCUCUUUCUCAUUAGCUUGUCUCAGGCCAGCUCUCUCCUAUCUCUUCUCCCAUAACCUCUCUCCAUUCCUCCAUCUCUCCCUCUGCUUUCUCAGGCCAGCUCUCUCUCUCUCACUCUCCCAUCCUCUCUCCAUUCCUCCAUCUCUUCCUCUGCUUUCUCAGGCCAGCUCUCUCUCGCCGACCUCACUCUCCUCGCCCAUCCGCCUCUGCCCAUUCCUCCAUCUCUUCCUCUGCUUUCUCAGGCCAGCUCUCUCUCUCUCUCUCUCCCAUCCUCUCUCCAUUCCUCCAUCUCUCCCUCUGCUUUCUCAGGCCAGCUCUCUCUCUCUCUCCCUCUCCAUUCCUCCAUCUCUUCCUCUGCUUUCUCAGGCCAGCUCUCUCUCUCUCUCUCCCAUCCUCUCUCCAUUCCUCCAUCUCUUUCUCUGCCUUUUGGCUUCCUGUCAGUGGAAGGUUUUGUUUUGUUUAGCUGUUUUUCAUCUGUCAAGACAGAAAGCUCAAUACUCUAAACUGCUUGAGUCGUGAAACCAAAGCUGAAAUGACAGAUUAUGAUGUUUCUUGUCAUGAUGUUUCCAGUGCUUCAUGUGCCGGAACAAAAAGUGAGCGUGAGAAGGGGAUGAUCUGUGGAGUUCUGAGAUACCAGAACGCAUGAGAAAACCCCCCCCUCUCACGCUCACAUGGGGGGAUUUUUUAGUAGCCUAGGGUCCGGGAAAAUGUUUGCCUUCUAUAAACGCAUUUCAAGCAAUUCUUUACAUGACACUGAGAAUCUGAGAUCGACCUUGUCUUCAAUCCAUCAAUAGCCUAGGCCUAGGUGUGUGAAGGCACACAUAUUGCAGGCUACAAUAUGAGGAGGAAAUUAUAGUUCUAAAAAUGCUUUCCAGUUUCACUGACUCACCCAAUGAUGCGCAGCUCACUGGCCAGUGAUGGCCGACGUGUUCGUGCCAAAAGCCUCUCUCUUUUUUAAGUAAGUAAAACAAUAUGUGGAAGUUGCUCAAAUAUUUUGGUAGCCUAGAGCAGACAUAUUAGAGUCUUCUGUUUUCAGCAGGAGCCAUUUGCUUUCCUACCGGUGUUUUCCUGCGAUUGAAUUUGAAAUAUUGUGAAAGGCCUGUUUUGUCUGCAUGCUGUUGUUCACCGACAGAUUUGCCGGGCGUUCCCGACUGUAGGCCUCGUUGUUGGGCUACACACAAGCCACAGCUAGGCCAUUUUUUAAAGAAGCUUUUUAUCCUCUGUGGCUAAAUUAUAGGCUUUAUCAUGGUGUAGUAGGCUAUUCUGAAUUAUUUCAUUUCUUUCUGAACAAACAGCAGUAAUUCUAUAAUUUUGGCAAAUUUAUUUCAAUUUAUCAGGGCUGCAGUUCCUUCAGAACCCUUUUGCGCGGUUAUGAAGUGCAACGCUGGAGAGAUGAGUUGCAGGCUCAUGUCUAUCAGAGCAGAGAGAGGGAGAGAGAUCAUAGAAAGUGAAUCUCAUUCUAGUUCUGUGAGAGAUACAGGCGCGCUUCUCACACAGCUACGGCCACACGUUGGUCUCAAACAUAGGUUGCAAUGUUACGCCAACCAUAAGGCCCAAUCCGAAUCAACUCUUAGAAUAUCAGGCCCGGCAAAAAAUCUACUUUUUCACAUUACGUUUUUUUGGGGGGGCAGGAGAAUUAACGAAGAGGCAACUCGAAUUAACUUUGAUCGCUUUUAUGGUAAUUUUUACUUUGCAAAAUGUGAAAAAUAUUUUUCAUGCCACGAAAGGUACCUGAUCCGUCCAAAUACGUUCCGGAAUGAAACAUUCAAAAUGUAAAAGGUGCCAGAUCCUGUUCUGGCAGGAUCCGGCUCAAAUUAAGCACUGGAUGUUUCUGUCAUGAUGAUGUUUCUUGUCAUGAUGAUGUUUCUUGCCAAACAUCCACCUUCAACAUGAAAUAUGAUGACAUAAUCAAUGCUGUAGGAUUAGUUUCUUUGAGUUCUAUGACCAACACACACACACACUAGGCUUGGGCAGUAUCAAGAUUGUCAUACCGACCUUGUGCCAUCCCGGGAUAUUCGGUAAUACCGGCACUGCACACAAGGGCCGCUGUUUUCAAACCCCACUCAUACUCUGUAAUCCGAAGGUUAGCAAUGCUAACAAGUACAUGUAAAACCCCACAGAGAACGCCACCUAAAUGCGCAUUGCGCAUUGCAAACAUUUUGUACAGUUUCUGACAUAAACUAUACAAGUAAAAUGCUACUCAGUUUUCUACACGAAAAAAAUCUAUAUUAGCCAGCAAGGCUCUUGAUCCAGGAGGGGAUUCUCUGCUGUUACCAAGCGAUUGCUUUAUUUUGGAAGAAGCUAACCACUUAGCUAACUAGCUACUAAAUUAGCAAACCAAAUACACAACUGCAGAGCAUUUAGCACAUUUUAGACAGUUAAUUCCAUACUGUAACUACAUCAACUGACGCCUGCUGCACAACAGUGAGUGACUCACAACGCUCCGUUCUCUCCUCGUUGUAUGCUUGUAAACAAACACCACGUGACUGGGGACUACCGUAAGCUUCAUAAUAAUGUUUACAUUUACAUUUUUACAUUUUAGUCAUUUAGCAGACGCUCUUAUCCAGAGCGACUUACAGUUAGUGAAUACAUCUUUUUUUUUAUACUGGCCCCCGUGGGAAUCAAACCCACAACCCUGGCGUUUAUGCUCUAUCAACUGAGCUACAUCCCUGCCGGCCAUUCCCUCCCCUACCCUGGACCAAUUGUGCGCCGCCCAUGAGUCUCCCGGUCGCGGCCGGCUGCGACAGAGCCUGGAUUCGAACCAGGAUCUCUAGUGGCACAGUUAGCACUGCAAUGCAGUGCCUUAGACCACUGCGCCACUCAGGAGACAAUGUGACAGGUGAAAUGAAGAACGCAAUGUUCUUUAUCUCCUGACGUAUUGCACAAGUUGACUGCAGGUAUUUACUUAAAAAGUAGCUACAAAUAUAUAUUAAAAACUUCUAAGAAAUAGUUUCAACAGUAUUGGAGGUAUUGAAAAACCAUCCCGUGGCUUUUUCUUAAUACCCCAGUAUAUGGUAUUUACGGUAUACCACCUAACACUCAAGCAUACACACACACACACACACACACACACACACACACACACACACACACACACACACACACACACACACACACACACACACCACACACACACACACACACACACACACACUCACAAACAGAAACAUAUACAAACACACACACUCAGCCCCCCACCACCACCACCCCUCUGUAACCCCGACUCUCCUCCCUCCAGGAUGCGGUGGUCCACUAUGUCAUCCUGUGGCUCUGUGUGUCUCCAUGGAGCCCAGCACCUCCACCCCUUUACCCUCCACCUCCUGCCCUCCUCUCCAGCAGUGGUGCCCCUUCCUGGGCCGCUGCUUGCCCCUGGCCAGCCCCUGCCACCCUGGAUCCUGUGCCAACUGUACCCAGGCAGACACUCUGCCUCCCGGAGCGCAGCGUCCUAGUUACAGCCUGGUGAAUGAGGUGAUGGUUACACUGCCUGCUGGACCUGUUACACACGUACUGGUGAGUGGACGGACACACACACACACUUGGUGGACAGACACACACACUUAGUGGACAGACACACACAGUCACACACACACACACCAAGUGAACACAACACCUACAGUGAUACACACAACAAAACACAACUACUACUUUUAAAACAAACUCACCUCCUAUCUCUUCCUCCUUCUCUCUCCUCCUCUCCCCCCUCAGGUGAGGGAGCGUGUCGAGGACCUGCUGGUCUCCCCCGGUGACAUCAUCGCCCUGCAGCACGACGCCGGCCCCGCCUCCCUGCUCCGCUGCGACCCUUCACCCCAGUCGCCGUGGCGACAGUCAAUCCUGGCCCACAACCAAUCCGACUGGCUGUGGGCCAACGCCAACCAAUCAGAAGGUUCCGUGGAUCUGGACCAGAGCGUUGAACUAACCCUGGAGGAUGGAGGUGUUGGAGGUCUUGCAGGAAGAGAACUAGAGGGUGGAGGAGGAGGCUGGGUGGCGGACGUGGUCUGCCCGAUCAGGGUGCUCUACGUUGGGCAUAGUGAGACCCAGCUCCAGGGGUCCCAGCUCUCCUCCGGCCUCCCCCAGCCGGGGCUCUACAGCCUGGAGGUGACCUCCGACGACCCUGCCUUCCCCGUCACGGCGUCAUGUCCCGUCCUUGUGGUCCCUCCCCUUGGCCUCACCGUCCUCCACCCCACUUCUCAGAACGGAACCUACUACUUCAGGUAAUGUGUUGUGUUGGAUUGGAUGGAUUAUUAUUUUGUUAAUAUUCUGUCUUGUAUAUUCGGUUUAUUGUAAGACAUUGUCCAUAAGCCGAGACCAUUUCACCAGGUCAAAUUCCUGGUACAUGUGAAUGAAUGUAAAUACAAAUACAAAUGAUUGUGAUUGUGAUCCAGGCCCAACCAGACGGUGGUUCUGCUCCGGGUCCACUCCCAGUACGGAGCCAGAGUCCACUGGCAGGGCAGCAUCCAGAGUGUGCUCUUCCAGGACCACUGCCCCCCUGAGUUCCUGCCCACCGUGGGGGAGUGUAGAGGGGCAGGCAGGGCAGGAGAACAAGGGAGAGGGGGGGAGAACCAGAGCCACAGCCUGUUUGCGGUGGUAGAUCUGGGGCUAGGGGAGGAGAGGGGGCCAGUGCUGGUGAAUAUGUCAGCACACAGGUGAGAUAUCUCUAUGAUUUUAUACAUCCCUACACUGUUAGAAAAAAAGUGCUAUCUAGAACCUAAAAGGGUUCUUUGACUCUCCCCAUAGGAAAACCCUUUGAAGAACCCUUGUUGGUUCAAGGUAGAACCGUUUUGGUUCCAAGUAGAACCAUUUUGGGUUCCAUGUAGAACCCUUUCCAGAGAGGGUUCUACAUGCAACCCAAAAUGGUUCUACCUGGAACCAAAAAGGGUUUUCCUAUGGGGACAGCCGAAGAACCCUUUUGGAACCCUUUUUUCUAAGAGUAUGUCACAUACGGUAUAUCUACAUUUAGUGUGAUUGUAUAGACUGUAUAUGUGACUGUCAUUUGGGUGCAACAAGUCUCUUAGGGGAGCUAACACAAGUCUUCAAGUCUCAAUGUUGCUCAUCACACCUGUCUGUGUGUGUCCACAGCGAGGUGACGGAGGCCAGUCUCAGCCUGUUGGUCGAGGUGGAGGAACCUCUGAGAGGUCUGGUGGUCCAUCCUCACCCCAGACACAGAGUACUCAUGGAGUCAGUAGUGGUGAGUUCGAGUUCAAUAUGUGUGUGUGUUGCUUCAUCCCAGACACAGUCUUCAUGGAGUGGGUGGUGGCUACGGGGUGGAGGGGGUGUGUGUGUUGCUUCAUCCCAGACCCAGUCUUCAUGGAGUGGGUGGUGGCUACGGGGUGGAGGGGGUGUGUGUGUUGCUUUAUCCCAGACCCAGUCUUCAUGGAGUGGGUGGUGGCUACGGGGUGGAGGGGGUGUGUGUGUUGCUUCAUCCCAGACCCAGUCUUCAUGGAGUGGGUGGUGGCUACGGGGUGGAGGGGGUGUGUGUGUUGCUUCAUCCCAGACCCAGUCUUCAUGGAGUGGGUGGUGGCUACGGGGUGGAGGGGGUGUGUAUGUUGCUUCAUCCCAGACACAGUCUUCAUGGAGUGGGUGGUGGCUACGGGCUGGAGGGGGUGUGUAUGUUGCUUCAUCCCAGACCCAGUCUUCAUGGAGUGGGUGGUGGCUACGGGGUGGAGGGGGUGAUGGUUCUCCUCUUGCUGUGUGUUCCAGAGCUAUACUGCUGCUGUAGAGGGAGGGUCCAACCCAACCUUUAAAUGGACGGUGGAUGAGAAGCCCUACUUCACCUACUACAACACAGUGCUAAACAUCAUAUACCAGAACCCAGCCGUCUACAAACUAUCGGUGAGACACACACAUACACAUAUACCACACACAUACACACACACACACACACACAUAACACACACACACCACACAAUACACACACACACACACACACACACACACAUAUACACACACACACACACACAACACAAACACACAACACACACACACAUACACAUAUACACACACACAACACACACACACACACACACACACACAACACACACACACACACACACAUACACUAUACACACACACACACACACCCACACACAUAUACACACACACACACCACACACACACACAAUACACACACACACACAUACACACACACACACACACCCACACCACACACCCACACACACAUAUCCCCACCACACACCCACACACCACACACACAUACACCACCCACACCUAUACCCCACACCCUAUAUACACACCCCCACACCACAUCAACCACACACACCAUACACACCCACCACCACCUUCCCCCCAUCACCCACCCCACACCACACACACCCACCCACCCCUACUCACCCACACACCACACCCUCACCCCACCCAUCACCCACACACACCCCCCCUACACCACCCCACACACACACACACACACCCCACAACCCCCCACACACCACAUACACCCCCCACACACACACACACACACUAUCACCCACCACCCACCCACCCCCCACCCAUACACACCACACCCCACCCCCACCCACCCACCCCUAUACCACCCCACCCCCCUCACUUCCACACCCCCACACCCCACACUAUCUCACCCCACCCCGCCUGCACCCCCCCCCCUAUCUACCCCCCACACCCACCCCCCCCCUCCAAUACACACACCACACACACCACAUACACACACAUUCACACACACACACACACACACACACAAAGGUGAUAUUAAAGAUGAGUGUGAUUGAUUUAGCAUUGAUCUUGGUAAAAGCUAGGGUGUGUGUGUGUGUGUGUGUAUGUUUGUGUGUGUUCUUAGCACAGACACACAAUACAACAUUGAUGACUGAUAUGGGCCCCUGCCUUGGCUGAUGCUGUUUUGGUGUAGGUUAAAGCUAGGUGGUAAAGCUAAGCUUAUGUCUAGCUACUUUGAUCUGUGAAAUCGAUGUACUACUUUUGGCAUUGAUUUUCACCAGGUCUCAAAGGAGACUCCCCACCAACACAUCCACCGCUUCUGUGCAACACCAGCGUGA
This is a messenger RNA of Coregonus sp. 'balchen', 21767 nucleotides long. The record is from the annotation of a GenBank genome assembly. NCBI's taxonomy places the organism in Eukaryota, Metazoa, Chordata, Actinopteri, Salmoniformes, Salmonidae.